AUGAAGUUGACUCUGAUAUUUGUCCUAUUCGUGGCUUUUGCCAGUCCUGUAGCUACUCAAUCGACAAAUGAUUUGCUCGCCAGUGUCUUGGCAGAACUUUUGGCACUCAUCAAACAUUUGAUCACGGAGGAAAUGAAGGCAACAACAGUCUCAGCUCCUACCACUCCUGUCCAAAGUUCACCUCUCGUUACUUCCGUCGGUCCAGAAUCUAGCCCAAGAUCAGAAUUUUCUACGACCUCCGGCUCAGAAUCAGUUACAACUACAACGUCCUCUGAUGCAUCUGCCACCUCUACUGAUUCAACUUCCGAAACAUUUUUUGGAACGCCUUCCACGACUUCUUCUGGGUCUUCUAUAUCUUCCACGUCUUCUGAAGCACAUGAAUCUAGUACAGGAUCUUCUGGACUAUCUUCUGGAACUUCUGAAUCUCCAGAAUCUUCAACGACAUCUUUUGAAUCUACUGGAACUUCUGCAUCUCCAGAAUCUUCUGGAUCGACUGCAGAAACAUUUUACGGAACGCCUUCCACGACGUCUUCUGGGCCUUCUGAAUCCCCUGAAACGCCAUCUGCUUCAUCUGACUUCUCAGAAUCGUCUGUCGCAACUACACCCGGAGUGUCUUCUGGAUCUUCUGAAUCUCCAGAGUCCUCCACAACGUCUUCAGAAUCAUCUGGAACCUCUGAAUCGCCAGAAUCUUCUGAUUCGACUGCAGAAACAUUUUACGGAACGCCGUCCACGACGUCUUCUGGGCCUUCUGAAUCCUCUGAAACGUCUCCUGCUCCUUCUGAUUCCUCAGAAUCCUCUGUCGCAACUAAAGAGUCAUCUGGAGCAUCUUCUGAAUCUCCAGAAUCUUCGACAACGCCUUCUGAAUCUACCGGAUCCUCUACUAUUGCUUCUGAAGUGUCUUCCGAAUCUUCAACAACUUCUGAAUCCUCUGAAACGUCAUCUGGACCUUCCGAUUCUUCUACAACGCCUUCUGAACCCACUGGAUCUUCUGAAUCUCCAGAAUCUUCCACGCCAAGUGAAACGUCAUCAUCCCCAGAAACUACAGUAUCCGGAGCCACGCCACCUACAAACGUAGAUCACACCGAAACGAACGAUGCGGGAGAAGUUACGAAACCUGGAGAAGUUACUGGUGGGGUUGAAUCGUCCACGCCAUCAGAUACGGAUGGAUUCUCCACAACGAACAAACAUUGUCAUGGUCGAGAGACGCAGACAGUCAGAUUGUCUAAAUUCUCUGCGUCUCUUUCGACAAUGUUUUGUUUUCAGAAAAACAACACCACCGCCGCACCAUCAUCGGGUGCAACUACGCCAGCUACAAACAAUGACCCAUCGCCAGUAACCGACAAUGCUGGAGAAGUUACGAACACAGGAUCGAUCACUGGAGCCGUCGAAACUACCGUAAUCCAAAAUACAAAAUCAGCAGGUUCCAGCACCACCAGCAAGAAUAGACACUGCGAAAAAGAUUCCGAUUCGGUAAGUCACGGUUACGGUGACGUAUAUGCAUUUACAAGAAACAAUGAAGAAUACCUAGACCCUGUGAUCUUUCUUCGAAAAUUCAAAUUUUUAAAUUUCCCGCCAAACCGCCAAAAUUGGAAUUUUCAGGAGGUGACAGCAAAAAAAGGUUCAAAGGCAGCAGCAGCGAAAAAGAGUUCAAAGGCAGCACGACGACCAAAAAGAGAGAUUCGAGAAUCAGAAGAGCCCACAACUUCCAUGGAAUCAGAAGACGUUCAAACUACAGUAAUUACUACUACGCCAGCUGAAGAUUCUGAAACCACGACCACCGUGACAUCAGAAUUAGAAUCAAAAUCCACAACUACAAUAGCCCCAUCAGAAACAGCUCCAGAAGUUUCUAGUAUUGCUCCAGAAGCCUUAGAAGAUCUGACGACCACAUCUCUGGCUCCAGAAAAUCCGGCGAUUUCAUCACUAGCCCCAGAAGUCUCCACAACGACUUCAGUCGUUUCGGAAGCUUCAGAAGACCAAACGACCACAUCAGUGGCUCCAGAAGUCCCAGAAGACCUAACGGCUACAUCUGUGGUUCCAGGAGUUCCAGAAGUCUCCACUACGACAUCAUUUGCUCCAGAAGACCCAGUAGACCUAACGACUACAUCCUCGGCUCUAGAAGUUCCAGAAGUCUCCAUAACGACAUCAGUGGCUCCAGAAGCUUCGGAAGACCUAACAACUACAUCAUCGGCUAGAGAAUUUCCAGAAGUCUCCUCAACGACAUCGGUUGCUCCAGAAGCUCCUGUAGAUCUAACGACUACGUCUUCCGCUCCAGAAGCUCCAGAAGUCAGUACGACCACCAAGAAAGUUCUGGAAUCCUCGACGACGACAGUUUCUGAUGAGAUUGUGGUAGAAACCACCAUCACAACUGGUUCAGAAGUGGUUCAAGAGACUACAACUACCGUAGGUGAAGUUCAAGAAACUUCUACGACCCAGGAAUCGGUAACAGAAGGAACAACGGUAUACUUUUUUAAAUUUCCCGAACUCACAGUCUCACAGUGCUCUAAAAAUUAUGGAAAUCGAUUGAUUCUGAUCCGAGAAACAGCAACGCCAGUGGUUUCCGUACUUUCUUCUUCUGCAACAACUAUGACAUUGUCCACCAUUAUCUCCUCAUCUUUGCCUUCCUCGAUCUCAACAGUUCCAAAUGCCGAAGUGACGUCAUCGUCGUCCUCUUCAACGUCAGGAGUUGUGUCGGAUGUUACAUUGUCAACCAUGCUCACCACCGGAUUACCACCCAUCACAAACCCAACUACAUCGGGACCAUCAACAACGGCGUCAACUUUGGUAAGGGAUUUUGGAAAAGAAAACGCACCAAUAUUUGAGAAUCCAUCGACAACAACAUCUGCCGUUCCAGCUGGAACCACUACAGGAUCCGCUUUAACAUCGACAACUAAUUUGGCACCAAUAACGUCAACAAGAUCCACAGCACCGCCAGUAUCAUCAACUGGAUUCACACCACCAGCACCGGCCGUAACAGCUACGACAAACUUGCCAAUCACCAGUUCUGCCGCACCAACCACAGUUACUCCAAUCGACUUGCCACCAAUCUACGAGCAAACUCCAGUCGAUUUGCCACCAAUCUUCGAAACCCCAGUGACUCUGCCACCAAUUUUGAAUGACACCUCAGGAAAAUCGUCAUCGUCUUCUUCUUCUUCCUCAUCAUCCUCUUCUGAGGAACACAAGAAUCCUCAAAAACCUGGACAUGGACCAAAGCCAAAAAAGCAUGUCAGAAAAAUUAAAAUGGAAGAUUUGGUGCCAAAGAAAAAAUUGAAAGUUCAUCAUCAACAUCGUUCGGAUUUUGAGCAAAAAAUGAGAAAUUUGAAAAAAAAUGAGCAAUACAAAAAAUUUGAAAAGAAUGAGAAGGAACUCGAAAUGACUGGAGGAAAAUGGAUGAUGGAGAAUGCCAAGGAUUUUGAAAAAAAUGGGAGAGAUGGAAGAGAUGGAAGACGAGGAGAAGAUUCUGAGAAAAUUCUGAUUUUCAAGCAUUAUUAA
Messenger RNA from Caenorhabditis briggsae, 3489 nucleotides. NCBI's taxonomy places the organism in Eukaryota, Metazoa, Nematoda, Chromadorea, Rhabditida, Rhabditidae. Bases 1 to 3489 code for a protein of 1162 amino acids. The transcript has 24 exons. The record is from RefSeq and is a predicted model, not a curated record.